ACCUGAUGAGGCACAGGUCAGUGCACUUCACUCCGCCGGAUCGAGGCGCUCCGCUGCUCUGCUGUUGCGCUGCGCUCCUCCGGUCAAAACCCUCCACGCGUGCCGUCAUCAUGUCCCUCCUGCUCAUCACCACCGUGCUGUCGUCUCUCGUGGCGCGACACGCGGACGCGUGGGGCGCCAGCGUGAAGUACGCGGUGAACUGCCCGGACCGAUGUAACGCGGAGCUGUGUGGCGGCACGCAGCGGUGCGCGCGGACCGUGCUGGAUGACUGCGGCUGUUGCCAGGUGUGCGCAGCGCGGAGAGGGGAGCACUGUUACCGCACCGUGUCCGGCAUGCACGGUGUAAAGUGCGGACCGGGCUUAUUCUGCGAGUUCUACAAGGACGAAGAUGAUUACGGGGACGAAUACGGGAUUUGCAAAGACUGCCUGUACGGUACCUACGGGAUCGAGUGCCGCAAGACAUGCAACUGCAAAGGAGGCGUAUGCGACAGGGAGACAGGCACGUGUCUCACCUUCAAAUUUUUUGCCAAAAUUGCCAGCAAGCUGAAAACUGACCCGCAAGCAGGGGGAGAGCUGGGCUCAGGAGAAGUCACUACCCAGAACACACAUCAGCAUACGGACAGAUCCUCUGCUCCCAAGCGGCUCCAGCCUCGCUGACAAGCGCUCACCAGACAAAAAUAUUCUGAUUAAAUGUAGCAUUAACUUAUAAAUGAACUGGAAGAUAUAUUUUAUUAUGUUUUAAGAUUAAAGCCAAACUUUUUACAGCAUCUGGAAGGUUUAUUUGAUCUUUUUGUCCAUGUUUGGAGUAUCUUUUUGUACUGAAAUAUGCAGAUAUUACGUUAUUAUCUUCAAAUUGCUUUUGAAGGUUUUACUUGUUCUCUCGCUUGAAUCACUUUAAAAUAUCCUGUUGUGUUUAUUCAUUACUCGUCUUCGCUGCAGAGUUUUCUCAUUUUGUCUGUCUUUAACCUUCUAACAAGACCAUUUAUUUGUGAAGAGGAUUCGAUGUUUUUUUGCAUCUGCUGUUAAAUUCUAUUACAUUUUUCUAAGCUGAUAUGGAAAUUAUCAUGUAUAUGACACCAGCCAAUGUAUAGAACAUUGUUACAAUUAAUUAAACCAAAGCUGUAAU
Molecule: messenger RNA, 1125 nt
Organism: Thalassophryne amazonica
Lineage: Eukaryota; Metazoa; Chordata; Actinopteri; Batrachoidiformes; Batrachoididae
Gene: esm1
Product: endothelial cell-specific molecule 1
Exons: 3
Coding region: 6-656 (216 amino acids)
Cellular component (GO): extracellular region
Source: RefSeq, a predicted model, not a curated record